This is a messenger RNA of Cygnus olor (mute swan), 5889 nucleotides long. It is a transcript of the gene BRF1, whose product is annotated as BRF1 RNA polymerase III transcription initiation factor subunit. Gene Ontology annotation, biological process: DNA-templated transcription initiation; transcription preinitiation complex assembly; transcription by RNA polymerase III. The transcript is spliced from 19 exons. Gene Ontology annotation, cellular component: transcription preinitiation complex; nucleus; transcription factor TFIIIB complex. The record is from RefSeq and is a predicted model, not a curated record. Lineage: Eukaryota; Metazoa; Chordata; Aves; Anseriformes; Anatidae. Gene Ontology annotation, molecular function: RNA polymerase III general transcription initiation factor activity; RNA polymerase III type 3 promoter sequence-specific DNA binding; TBP-class protein binding. The coding region runs from base 459 to 2150 and encodes 563 amino acids.
GGCUGAUCAGCAUUGCAAUUUUCUGGAGGAAGAGUUGCUCUUGUGAAGUGAUCCUGACUGAGAGGAGCUGUAAAACAGGAGUAUAAAAUCCUGAAUGGCAUGAAGAAGCAGCUGUAUGUGAUACAUUCACUGGGGCCCUCUGCUGGUCACAUUCAAAAUGAAAAACUCCACUUCAAACUUGUUUGGGACUCCCAGGAAAGACUGGUAACACUUAAACAACCAAAACACCACUAAUUUUGGAGUGGGGAUGCAAAAUUUAAUUCCUCGUGGAUCAUAAAUACAUCAGCCUCUACUUAAGUGCAGGCAAAACACCGACCUUAGGAGGAGGAUUCCAUGCCAACCUGGGAAAGGAGUCACGAGCACAAACUCUACAGAACGGAAAACGGCAGAUUCACCACUUGGGAAACCAGCUUCAACUGAAUCAACACUGUCUGGAUACUGCCUUUAAUUUUUUCAAGAUGGCUGUGAGCAAGCACCUAACCCGGGGGAGAAAGAUGACCCAUGUAAUUGCUGCAUGUCUCUACCUGGUGUGCAGAACAGAAGGAACUCCUCACAUGUUACUUGACCUCAGUGAUCUUCUCCAGGUGAAUGUCUAUGUGCUGGGAAAAACUUUCCUUCUGUUGGCCAGAGAACUCUGCAUAAAUGCUCCAGCCAUAGAUCCGUGUUUAUACAUUCCUCGUUUUGCACAUAUGCUUGAGUUCGGGGAUAAGAACCACGAGGUCUCCAUGACGGCUCUCAGGCUGCUGCAGAGAAUGAAGCGAGACUGGAUGCACACCGGCCGCAGGCCGUCCGGGCUCUGUGGAGCAGCUCUGCUAGUGGCAGCAAGAAUGCAUGAUUUCCGACGUACUGUUAAAGAGGUCAUCAGGGUGGUCAAGGUUUGUGAGUCUACAUUAAGGAAAAGGUUGACAGAGUUUGAAGAUACACCAACAAGCCAGCUAACCAUAGAUGAGUUUAUGAAAAUUGACUUGGAAGAAGAAUGCGAUCCUCCCUCGUUUACAGCCGGUCAAAAAAAACUGAAGAUACAACAGCUUGAGAAGGCGUUAUCAAAAAAGCUGGAAGAUUUUGAAGGUGAAAUAUCAAGCUAUCAAGAUGAAAUAGAGAUUGAAUUAGAAAAUAGUAGACCAAAAGCAAAAGGUGUAUUUGCAAAUUUCACUAAAGAUGAAUCUAUAGAAGAUAAUGUGUCUAGCGUAUUUGGAGAGGAAGAGGCAGAAGACGAGGAACUGGAAGCAGCUGCUAAUCACUUAAACAAGGACUUUUAUAAUGAAUUUCUUCAGAAGGAUAGACUAAAAACAAGUGAAGACUGCAAAAAUGGAAAUGAAGCUCCUGUAAGACCACCCGCACUAGAAUCCUUACUUGGUCCACUCCCCACUGCAGCUAGUCUUGGCAUAACGGAGUCCAUAAAAGAGUGUAUAUCCGCUAAGGACCGAGAACUUGGUGAAAAUGCAGGAGAUGGUGAAUUAGAUCUCAGUGGAAUUGACGACAGUGAAAUAGAUAGGUAUAUACUUAACGAAACAGAAGCUCAGAUAAAAGCAGAGCUGUGGAUGAAAGAAAAUGCAGAUUAUUUGAAGGAACAAAAAGAAAAGGAAGCAAGAAUAGCAAAAGAGAAAGAACUUGGGAUUUAUAAGGAACACAAGCCAAAGAAAUCUGCAAAGAAGCGGGAGCCAAUUCAAGCCAGCACAGCAGGAGAGGCAAUUGAAAAGAUGUUAGAACAGAAGAAAAUCUCAAGUAAAAUUAAUUAUAAUGUGCUAAGGGACCUGAACAGCAAAGGAAGUAACACACCAAAGAAAGAGGAUGACAGCACUGAUGACAGCACCAACACCAAGAAGCUGUCAAGAAGAAAAUCUAAUGCCAGUAGGAAUAUAGCCAACCCUGUAAACAGUGUGGGAAAAAGAUUAAGACCUUUGAUUUCUACACAGCUAGCUAAAAAGGCUGCCACCGAAGAGGUGACCUUACCAAUUGCACAAGCAGAAGCCCCUGACUUAUCAAAACCAGCAGCUGUGCUAGUGGAGAGUGGCCCAGUAGCUUAUAACCCUGACGAAGAGGUGGAAGAGGAGGAAGCAGAAGAAGAUGACGAUCACUGCAUGAGUGCAUUGCAGUUAAUGGGAGGAAAUGAUUAUGGCUGUGAUAUGGACGACGAAGAUGGCUAUUAGUUCUAUUUGCUUCUAAAGGACAUGGACUGUUUCUUGUUCCCAGCAAGUCUGCAAUCUUCAAAAUGCGUGAAUGGUGAAAGAAGCUGUCUAUGGUCAGCAAAUGUUAUCAAACAGUCCUUACUUCAGUACAAUGAACUCCAGGUUGGCAAUGACUCUGGUCAGUUUACAUUGACCCACAACCCAGCAAUAAGUUUGGGUUUGUACUUGAAUUUUUUUUUUAUUUCGGUAGAUCAUGGUUUGAGAAUGAAAUUCCUGGGAGUUGUGUUUCCAGAGAGCAAAAGAAAAAAGACAAAAUAGACUGUAUAUAAAGCAUGUGUGGCUGGAAGCAACACAUCUCUUAUUUAUGUGACUUUGCUUUUUACACAUGCUGUUGAAAGAGAGCACAUAGAAGGGCAGACAGAAGGACAGGUAAAAAUGAGAAGCCCACCCGUUGAUUAUUUGAGUACACUAGGAUUAAUUGUCUUACAAUGCUACAACCAAAAGAAAACAUUUCCAACCCUUAUUGUAAACUUGACCCUGUCAUUGUAUGCAAGCUGCCAUACCCAGGCUUAUCAAAAAUUGAUGACAAGUUAUAUAUUAUAGGGCAGUAUCUGUUUCUCUGAAAUGAAGUAAAUACUUCUUUAUUUUAAUCAAUUCAUAGAUGUUCUAAAAGUUAUGACAAUAGAAGGUAAUGUUGGCAGUGAAGAGUUGUCUUACGCUGUGAGAUGUUGUUUAUGUGGAAGGAGGGAAAAAUCCUGGGUGAGGCAAGAAUUGCAUAGGGAGAGCAGAAGACAAUGCUGGUGUCACGUACCUUUGCUUGGAGUCCCUAGGUACAGCCAGGUCUUGUUGUGGCUGAUGUUGCUGCAGGAGAGUAACUCUCGCCGUCUCUGUAGAGCUGCUCCUGUCCAACUGAGUUGGAGUGCAGGUCUGCUCCCCAGAGCUGUGUGGCUCUAAAACCACUUGAAAGCAAGAGAAAGCUGAGCUUUUUAAUAAAUAAGCUAGCAUCUGCUUUGGCUGAAUUUAAUUUAAUGUAAUUUAUUUAACUUUCUAUGGGUAAAUUAAAGGUCACCAUGCAGCAGUCUGACUUCCAUGGCUCAAAUCCCACCCUUGAACAGUCGCUGCUACAUGGAGCUCCAGCUGCAUGUGCCCCAAAAUGUCAGCAGGUCCUUCUCAUCCAGAUAAAGCAGCCUUCGCAAUGCAGUGGGACAGGGGGUCAGGGAUGGAGCCAGAUCCCACCCUGUCGCCUCUGACCUGAUACUGCCAUGGCCCAAGGCUCUCAACUCAGUGUGAGAUGCAUGGCACUCUGGGUCUUGGUCUAGAUGACUGCAGCUGCAGAAGCAAAGAUGUUUUUAUCUCUCUCCUUUGUCUCGUGACAAUCACGAUUGUAGAUUUCUCUUCUACCAGGGAAAGAUGAAUGUUUAUCUUACCAACGUGGUUUCUGUUAAGCUGUCUUUCCUGGCCGGCUCAUCCUUCCUAUUCUUUUUGAGGAGCACUGAUCAUUAAAGCACCUCCCCUUCUCCUGCCAUGGAGGGUGGCUAGUGGCUGGAGAAGAAGCUGCCUCGGGAAGCUGUCUAGCUCCUCCCAGUCAGAGUGACAGAGGAAAGGACCGAUGGUGCUUGUACCUGUGGUCAUCACCAACGAGGGGAAGGACCAUAUGGCCUUCCGUACCUCUUCUGUCCCUUUCAAUAACAUGCAUAAGAGGGAUCGUGUAAAUAGAGCAAGAGCAAGUGCUUGUGUUAGGAACAGACUUGAUUUUCUUUGGCUGGUAAAUGUAGUUUGUUGAGUAGGUUGUAUUUGCUAGAUAUUUCUGAGUAGUGAGCAGCAGUAUUUCUGCAAUGAUUUCUCUUAACUGCGGAACUUGGUAACAAAAAUGAUGUAGUGAGGCUAAUGGGAAGAAAAGCUCUUCUGAACCAGAUAUCAGUUACUGGGUUUGCAGCACUUCAGUGGGAAAGAAGAGAUUCCUUGUAAUUCUUAGGGGAACAGCUGGCGUUUUCACCAAAAAGCGAUAGAUUUUUUUUCUGAUACUUUAUAAAUACUGCACAAAAAAGUACAUUGAGGAGAUAAACCUUUCUACCUCUCUUUUAUCUAUACCAUAAUUCAAAAUCAUGCUGUAAGCAGACAAUAAAAAAAAAAGUAGUUUGUUUUAUCAAAGUUCAUGGUCUGCAAGUCUUUAAGACAGCUGAGUCUGAGCAUUUGGGUUUGAAUUAAUCUGCCAAUAGCACUAUUACAAAUACCCAUGCUCUCAGUAUAUUCUCAAAGCUGGGUUUUAUUCCAAGGUACACAUUAUUCUCUAUGCAGGAAAUAAACAUGCAUAAAUAAACAUGCGUAUGACUCAUGUAGGUCGAGUGCUUUUCUCAAAUGCAUAAUGUUGGUUCUUAAAGAAACUGCUAAGAUGAGUUCUUUAUUGCUAAGGGUCUUUCCUGCAGUUUUCUGUGUAGAUUUUCAUUGGUUUGUUCCCCCAAAAGAAUACUAAACCUGCUGCCAAUGUAGUGGUAUUAUGUGCGAGAGCUGAGAGUCCACUCAGAUAACUCCUGCUAGUAAAUUUGAAUUUCAGUAGCACAUUGCAUUGCUGAGAACAUUGUUUCCUGCGCUGGGAGUAGAGGAUGCUUCUCUAUAUAGGACAGGAAAAAAAUUGCAGUUUUUGAAUGCUCUCAUAUGAUUUGAUUAGAGAAGGCUAUCACAUAGUCUGCUAGAAGGGCACUUGGAGAGCAAAAAAGGACCUGCAAAUCCAUAGCAUCUCAAUAUUGCUGGUGAAGUUAAUGGCAUGAUUUCUGUACAGGAGUCCUAAAGGAAAAGCCAUGGUAUUGGGUAGGGAGACUUCACUUUGAGCAUUUUAAGGCUUCUUAAACUAUAGUGGUUAUGUAUAUUUUUAAUUUAUUGGUGACUUACCGGGACUUUUAUAAUGUUCAUUCCUUCUUGAUUUAACUAAGCUCAGGAAAUGUAAACAGAUUAGAAUAUGCUAGUUUCUGUUUUUAUAGCUAGUCAUUAAAAUGUAAAAAGAUUAACACUGCAUUAACUCUGUUUACUACUGUUGAUGUAUCUGGACAAUUUUGUUGUAUGUAAGUGAGCCUGUAUUCUCUUGGAGUAAUUUGGACCCUGCUUUUUUCAGGAUUCUGAUUAUAAUGAAGAGAGAUUAUAAGGCUUCCAUAUUUGUUGUUCCUCGGUCAUUUUCCUUGAACCCAUACAAGCUGUAUAUCAUAGGUUUUCUUCCAUAAAGCAUGUCUCGUUGCAAGUCACUUUGCUUGACAAGCAAAACCCUCCAGCUGUUGCAUCCAGCUUGUCUGCCGUGCAGCCUUUUAACAGUCUUUUAUUGUGGGGAUAAAAAAGAAAAGAAAUAAAGAAAAUAAGGGGAUUCUUCACUGUGGUGAGUGCAUUUUCAGUGUCUUAAUCAUCCAUGACAUUUCUUUAAAAUCACUGUGUUCAGUACAGCAACUUUUAAAUGGUGCCAGACAACCUUGUCUUGAGGGUUAAAUGUGUUCGGCUAAAAAGUUCUUGCCAUCCUGAUGGCUUGUUUGUAUUCUUUGGAUUGCAUUGAAGCUCUAGUUGCAGAUGUGUACAGUUAAUGUAGAGUUUUGCCUAAUAAAUGUUCUGUUUCUUAUUUUUGUGUUGAAACCUUGCAUUUGAUUCAGUUAGUGCCAAGGAAAUUAAACCUGUUUGAUGUAAGCAUAUGUAUCUUCCUUACACACCACACAUGAGCCAUGUUAAGCUUUUUUUACUGUAAUAUAUUUGCUGUAAAUAAAAAGUACAACCCUUGAAAAAC